This is a messenger RNA of Miscanthus lutarioriparius, 351 nucleotides long. The record is from the annotation of a GenBank genome assembly. Lineage: Eukaryota; Viridiplantae; Streptophyta; Magnoliopsida; Poales; Poaceae.
AUGCUGGAGAGCCAGGCGGUGAUCGGGGACACGGACAUGCGGCAGGCGAUGCAGCAGUACGCGCUCCGACUCGCCGGGAAGGCACUGGACGACUUUGAGGCCGCCGACUCCACGGAGAUCGCACGGUUCAUCAAGAAGGAGUUCGAUCGGUCGUACGGGCCCGGAUGGCAGUGCAUCGUGGGAACCGACUUCGGGUCGUUUGUGACGCACCACUCCGGCUGCUUCAUCUACUUUGGCAUCGGCAACCUGGCCAUCCUGCUGUUCAAGGGCGGUGCCGGCGUGGCUCCUCACGGUGGGACCAUCGCGGAGCAGGCGCGGCUCACGGCGCUGAAAGCUGCCGUCGAGGCGUGA